Sclerotinia sclerotiorum 1980 UF-70 is the source of this 1152-nucleotide messenger RNA. RefSeq lists its product as hypothetical. The record is from RefSeq and is a predicted model, not a curated record. Lineage: Eukaryota; Fungi; Ascomycota; Leotiomycetes; Helotiales; Sclerotiniaceae. The transcript is spliced from 3 exons. The coding region runs from base 1 to 1152 and encodes 383 amino acids.
AUGGCUCCAGCAACGAGAUCUUUGAGGAGAGAUAAGGUGGAGAGUUUGGUGGAUAGUACAGAGGCUGCCGCGGAUCAGCUUAUCAAUGGGGAUUCGAGCAACUUGGAGACGAGUGAUGAUUUGGAUGAAUAUUAUUUGAGGAGGGAGUUGGAACGAGAGAGUGAGGGGAGCAUGACUAGAAAUUCGAAGCUGGCUCGUUCGAUGCCUGCCGAUUCUGGACGCGCACCGCGAUCGCAAUCGACAAUGCCCGAUCUUUUGAGGUUUCCUGUCGUGGUGAUUCUCACUUCGGUGAUGAGUGGGUUGGCUUAUAGUUUGAGAGCGAGUUAUUUGGAUGGUGGGGAGUUGGGGAGGGUUAGCAGGUCGCAGGAGGGUUGGGAUGAUUUUGGCAUUUUGUUUACGUGGAGGACUCUGGAAUUGGCUUUGGGCUGGUUUGGAAAUUAUGAUGGGUAUGAUCUUGCGGCUUUGAGUGUGUUGUCUCGUGGUCCUCCGUUGUAUCUUCUAGGCACAUUCUAUGAAGUUAGCUUGAAGACUGUUUUGACUUCUCUUCUCAUCGAUACUCUCACAACUUAUAUCCCCUUCCGAUUACUCCGACCUCUCUCCCCCGCUCAUGCAGACUCUCCAUCUGUCCCAAAUCGAGAUAUUACUUCGGAUAUUCCCGUUCAAGUCAUUACUACACUCCUAGCGGCAUCUAUCUACAGCGUCACUCUCUAUUGUGCAUACAUGUCGUACUUGCCAGUUUACCUCGCCACCUAUUUCGAAGGUAUCCCAUCUAUUGCUGCCGCCUACUCCGCAACUCCCACCUCUCUCCUUCCCGUUACAUUCCUCUUGGGUCUCGCGACACGUUCAUUCAUCUUCACACCAGCUACCGCUACCAAACCCUCAGACUCGAAGGCCGAACCUUUCAAUCCUGAGACUGCUACAUUGGAAGAGACUAUCUGGUACAACUUUUGGGGCUGGUCGAAGAAAACUAAGCUCAUUAUUAAGAGAACAGCUACUUUGAUGAUGGUUACGGGUGUUAACACUUUCGUGCAAUUGUAUGUUACGCUUGAGGGUGUUGAGGCGCUUGGUGCUGUGGCGUAUUCAAGUGUCUGGAUUGUGGCUGCGGGAAUUUGCGGGGCUGUUUUGGGGGCGGGUAGGGUUAGGAGGAAAUAA